This is a messenger RNA of Lentinula edodes (shiitake mushroom), 1163 nucleotides long. RefSeq lists its product as uncharacterized. The record is from RefSeq and is a predicted model, not a curated record. The coding region runs from base 179 to 931 and encodes 250 amino acids. The transcript has 4 exons. NCBI's taxonomy places the organism in Eukaryota, Fungi, Basidiomycota, Agaricomycetes, Agaricales, Omphalotaceae.
UGCAGGCGAACAUAGCGGUAUUAUACAUCAAGCUGCAGAUCCAAAUACCCAAGAUAUCUUUCAAGCGCCAUGCAUCGGUGGUGUUUCUGUUGCUUCUGGUGAUAUUUUUGGCGGUCAAGCCUCCAAUCAAGCACAUAUUUCCCCCACUGCGAGUCUCUACCAAGGUUCUGGAGAAUAUAUGGAUGCCUCCCUCGAGCACAACUCAAGUUCUUUACCUGGAACGCUUGUCAAACAUCAGCUCGUCAUGGCUAGCAAGACUCCAUCUCUCUCGACCAACUCUUACUGGCAGCAGGAAUCCCACAUGGAGCCAUACGUCAGGUCCAACAAAGGACCUGUAGUUAUAACGAGCGCGAUCAACUUCGAGGCAUUUUGUGAUGAGAAUGGAUAUAGGCGUUUGCUAGCGAUGUACCCAAGGGGGCAAUUACGAGGGCCUGAGCAGUGUACCGCAUUGUGCUAUUUUCAGUGGUCUAAUGCCCGGGGCUUCAUGGUUGAAAGCCUUGGGUAUACUGGCGGUCUCCAUUUGCGGCGUUAUAAGAUUCAAUACGAUAAUGGAAGUGGCAGAUUCGAAGAUCUUCUGACAAUUCUGGAGCAUCGACUGGGCUGGAACAUAACUACUUUUCAGAGCGUUACCCGGUUCUUUGAGGACUGCGAGCAGCUCACAGCCAACUAUAUAUGGGAUCCAGAACUUGAUCCAGUAUCUACAAAUUAUGUACAGUCCGGUAUUGUCAAAUUAGACAAAGGCAACCCAUACGACAUAUGGAAAGGAAUUGUUUAUCUUUUCCACGAUCCUGGUUUUUUCAUACAUGGAAAAAUCCCGAGAAAAAGCCCACUUGUGUCAGAAGAGGAACAGGUAGCCUCUCAAAUCAGCCAAAAUGUUAUCUUUCAGAAUUUGCGACAUAUUCAAAAGCACCUUGUCCUUCGUCCAGCCUGAUUUCACUCAUUUGUCCCUUUCACAUUUAUCUGCUACUAAUACGUAUAUCCGACAUUCCUGAUAUGCUUUGCUCCUGAUACGCUUUGCUCCUGAUACGCUUUGCUUCUGAUACGCUUUGCUCCUGAUACGUUUUGCUUCUGAUACACUUUGCUCCUGAUACGCUUUGCUCCUGAUACGCUUUGCUCCUGAUACGCUUUGCUUCUGAUACACUUUGCUCCUGAUACGCUUUGCU